Molecule: messenger RNA, 3701 nt
Organism: Bacillus rossius redtenbacheri
Lineage: Eukaryota; Metazoa; Arthropoda; Insecta; Phasmatodea; Bacillidae
Gene: Sdc
Product: syndecan
Exons: 5
Coding region: 135-794 (219 amino acids)
Biological process (GO): cell migration
Cellular component (GO): cell surface; membrane
Source: RefSeq, a predicted model, not a curated record
AAGUACAGUAGAAGAGAAUUGUUCAUUGAUUAGUGUAGUGUUGUGAGCGUGUGGAAUUGUGUGUUCGAAAAUAGAUAUAUUUGCGUGUAAUAACAGGGUGAAGUCGGAAGACUUCGUCUUUGUAGUGUGUGGUGAUGCAUUUGAGGAUUUAUUUCUUAUUACUUGGAACAUAUUUAGUUGUAUAUGCUGGAGCAGAAGAGCCUCAAAAUCAUUUAUCUUCACAAGAUGACAUAUUUAUUGAUGACGAUGCUGCACUGGAGGGAUCAGGUGCCGGCCAUGAGGUGAAAGAUGACUUAGAGUCCAGUGGAUCUGGCUAUGGGCCAGAUGAUGAGGAUGCUGAUGGGGGAUCAGGUGACAUAGUAUUUAACACUCUGCCACCAAAGAAACCUGUUGCACCAGUGACAGAAGUAAUAAAGGAAAGUGGAAGAAUUGCAGAUGUUGGUAGUGCUCCAUCGGAGAGUCCACGUAAUAUUGUUGGUUCUGGAGUAGAACCGGGUCGUGAAACUAAUCAUCAUACAGAAGAGGACAGUGGUGAUGGUAAUCACCAAGAAAGUGGUGUUGUCGUGGGUCCUAAAACUGAUGAAAGAGCAACGUCGUUUUUUGCUCAGCCAGGAAUUUUGGCAGCUGUUAUUGGUGGUGCAGUUGUGGGGCUGCUGUGUGCCAUUUUGGUGGUGAUGUUCAUAGUGUAUAGAAUGAGAAAGAAGGAUGAAGGAUCUUACGCUCUUGAUGAACCCAAGAGAUCACCAACUGCCAACUCGUACACAAAGAACUCAAAUCGUGAAUUUUAUGCCUGAAGUAAACAUUGAUUUUUGUUAAUAUAAAACAGAACACACAUACUUUAGAACAAAACAAAUUCAAGAAUAUCGCAUUUACAAAGAUCACGUAUUUCUUACUUAUUGGCCUGGGGGGAGGGGGGGGUGUCAAAGAAUCUUUCUCUUACCACAGAAUCUGAGAAAUGAACUCUAGUACAUUUCCCAUACUGAGAGAAAUAUAUAUAAAUGAGUCAAUGCCAUUCAUGAAGCAGGUAUCAGUAGAGCAGUGGUAAUAAAAUUGCUAAGGUAGAUGAAACAUGAUAGCCAAGUUGGAAAGCAAAGCAAGUACUGCCUGUUAGGUCUAAGACUGUUCCAAAUUGUGAAGGAAGUUUUGUUUUUCCUUUAGUUAUUAAUUUGGUUUAUAGAAUAGAAAGAUGUAGCAUUUUGUAUUAUUUGUUCAAACCUAAAUUUGAGCUUGGUAAAAUAAUUCCAUAUUGACAAUUACUUAUAUUUGACCUUCAAAUCAGUCAUUAUAACAAGUGUAAUUUGUUUUAUUUAAUAUAUUACAGGAAUUUGCUUCUUGAAUCACUAGUCUUAUCAUGAUUGAUUCAUGUAAAGUUUAUCUGUUAAUGUAGGCAUUUAAUAAUAAUGUCAUUGAAUUUGUCUAUUAAGAUAAUACAGUUUUAAGAGUGCUUCUAUAACAAAAUACAUUUAUUAUAUAUUCCUGGUAAUUAAAUGACACAUGUUACAAACACAAAUAAUUUACACAUACCACUGAUAAUGAAUAAUAGUGUGUUACAGCUGAAUGUGAAUCAUAGAAAGGUUUGGAUGAAACAUAUAUUGCCAUCACAUUAAGGUGGUUUGUGUUUAUGCUUGUGUUUCUUUCAUGUUCAUUGUGACAGGAACAUGUAGUGAAUAGUCUUCAAGAAAAUUUAUAUUUAAAAAUGUAUUGUUUGUAAUUCAGAGUAGUAAUAUAAUCAGAGAAGACUGUAAUACUUGUUAACUGUAAAAAAUAACUGUGGAAAUUGUUUAAAAGGUUUUUUUAAUAAUCUAAACAUAAUGUGCAGCUAUCAAUUAUGCACUUGUGAAAAAGUUUAAUUUUUCUAAUGCCAGUAUCUUAAUGCUCUUUUCAUUUGUAUUAAAUACAAAUGUUAAUGCUGCCAUUGAAACCUGUAGAAUGAUUCAUAUUUUAAUUUGCAGAUUCCUUGUUCUCAACUAGCAUAUUUAAAUGGGAAAUAAAACAGUUCUAAAAAUCGGUCAAAAGAAAUUUGCACUCUGCAUGAUAUAUUGUCAUGUUUUAACAACAGUUUAUUUUAUUACUUUCAUUUGAUAAUGUAAAUUUGAGUUGUUGUUAACCUAACUAACAACAUUUAUGUUUCUGUGGUCUGUUAGACAGACGAAAGUGCCGGUUGUGAGUUAAACGAUGAGACACUUACUUUUUUCCUUUAAAUUGUGUACCUGAUUACAGCACAUCCAUUCACAUUUUUGUGCUGCACUUCAAGAGCAAUGAUCUGUGACUUCAAGUACUUGAUGUGCCCUCAUGAAGAUUCUUUCUACCUGAAAAGUAUUAGAUUUUAUAACAUGCUGGUUUGAUCCAUGGUCAUAACAAAUAUGUUUUGGUUUCAAUUUUGUGAAAAAAUUUUAGUUGCAUCUUGCACAGAAUGAUACUUUAGAAUAUAUGAAAAUUUUUAAGACUUAGUUCACUAAUAUUAUUAAAUUAAUUGCUUUCCAUCCAUAUGUGUAUAAUAGAGUACAUACCAAAAAUACAUAUACCCAUGUUAUGUAUAAAUGUAUGUAUAUAAUUUAUAACAUAUAUUGUAUAUUAUACAUUUAAUAUAUAACAAAUAACAUAUCACUCUUGGGACAUAGUGCAAACCUUUGUUUUAAAAUCAAAUAUUUUGAAGGUUAUAACUACAUUCAUGUCUAAAACAAAGCUUAUAGCUACAUACACACAUAAAAUUAAGCUUGUAACUGUAUACAUGUCUGAAACAAAGCAUGUUUCUAUAUAGAUAUUUGAACGAGAGGAUGUAGCUACAAUAAUGCUCUGAAAUGAACCUUGUAGUUACAUCUGUGUUUGGAACUAUGCAUAUAACAAACUGCUUCAGGAAAAUUUGUCAAAAAUUUUCAUUUGCAAAAAAAAACUUUUUUGUUGUUUUUAAGUGUUUUAUGUAUAUAAAUGGUUGUACAUUUGUGUGUGGGCAUGCAGUUGUGUGUGCAAUUGUCAGUUGAAAAUGUGAAGUCCUCGCCAUUGUUUAUAGUAUAUAUAAAUGAAAGCACUAACCAGGACUGCCAUUUCAGCACUGGUGAUACUCUAGUUAAAAAUAAAAACAUUGCUCUGAACACACACAUUAAUGUUUAUUUUAAGCUGUUGUGUAGUAGCAUGCAUGGCAUUUUUGUGUGAAUGUUAACUCUUACUUCAUAGCAGCCAAGAAGAUCAUAAAAUGUGGUAUGAAAACAGAUUGUUGUUUUCAGGUGAGGUUCAGCACAAAAUAUGGACAAAAAACAUAUUUAAUGGUGUAAUAUUAAGUGCAUGUUUACACUACACAAAAACCUAGGUGCAGAGUUUCAAACACUGCUUUGUAAAGCACUGUUAACUUUUGUAUUGUGAAUAUAGCCAGCAAUAAUCAGUCACACAAGUGAUUGCUGCAAAAAGUUAUUAAAAAAAAUUUACACUAUAAAUAUUCAUUAUUAUUAACUCAUUAAAAAUCUUAUGUUUUGGCACUUUGCCGGUGCAACUAAACACUCCGCUAGCUACCUAUAUUAUUUUGUUAUACAUUAUACUAUUUCAUGUUAAUGUUUAGUUUCAGAUAGUUGUAAUUUAUUUGUUAUUAAUAUACAUGUCAUAACAGGAUUACUUUAAACUGUAUGUGGUACAAUUAUUUUUACAAUGUAUUUAGAUGUAUGUAAUGUGCCAUUUGCAGUGUUAAAUAAAUUACUUCUUUAUAUACA